Messenger RNA from Talaromyces marneffei, 4014 nucleotides. RefSeq lists its product as uncharacterized. The transcript is spliced from 3 exons. Bases 1 to 4014 code for a protein of 1337 amino acids. Gene Ontology annotation, molecular function: protein binding; cysteine-type deubiquitinase activity. The record is from RefSeq and is a predicted model, not a curated record. Gene Ontology annotation, biological process: protein deubiquitination. NCBI's taxonomy places the organism in Eukaryota, Fungi, Ascomycota, Eurotiomycetes, Eurotiales, Trichocomaceae.
AUGGAUCCCGUUCAGGAACCCUCCGAUACCCCAACGGAGCCAGCUGUUCCAAGCGUCCCAGUUACUACAGAUGCUUCAAACACACUUGAUCGACCACAAGAAGUCGAACAGGCCUCAAACACCGAAAUGGAUACCUCGGAAGACACCACACAGCCUCCCCAGGAGGCAGUUUCUGCGGAGACUCAGAACCCCGAACCUGCAUCGGAAGCUGCUCCUGAAAUUGCACCAGAAGUCCCAACGGAAACCGUAACAGAACCCACAACAGAAACGACAACAGGAAUCGCGACAGACGCUCCCAUGCAAACCGAUGCUCCGGCAGCAGAAGCCACAGAAGAGCCCAACCCCACAGCUACCGAGGAGACUACGGAGGAAACGACUCAGCCCACAGAAACUGAGUCUACUGAACAGACAGAGGCUCCGGCCCCUCCGGAAGAGGAGCCUGCCACCUGGGCAGGCGUUGAAGAGGACACAUCUUCUCCUGAUGAAGAGGAAUUGAAAAAGAUAGAGGCUAGCGAUGGCGAUUACAGUGCUUUGGAAUACGAUUACUGGGAAAAAUCCUUCUACAGUGAUGUCGAUGACCCAGAGUAUCGACCAGCCGAGAAAUCUCGUCUCACAUGGCAAAUCAAAGGUGUGCGAGGCACCAAGGAAAAGCCAAACCGAGCAAAGGUUAUGCGUUCUCCGCCUGCAUACGUUGGAGGAUACUGGUGGACCAUCAAGUUUUUCCCGCGAGGAAACGGAAGCCAGUCCUUGAGUAUUUACGUUGAAUGCUCGAAGGACAUGCCGAACAUCGAUGAGAAACUUCCUGAAACCGAAUUCACCGUCCGCUCUGGUGCCGCUACGGACAAUUUGAAUGAAACCGAGCCAAAAAUGAGCAUAAAGAUCCCUGCCUUGGAAAACUCUCAGGAGUGGUAUGAGAACUACAAGAAAUGCUACGGCUAUACUGGUGUCGAUUGCACCCCCACAGACACUACUGCGGGAGAGUCCAAGAACGUCUGGAGGGUUUCUGCACAGAUUGGCGUUAUCAUGUAUAAUCCUAACGAACCACGCACAGGCUGGAUGCAAUCUUCCUGCCAUCAAUUCAACCCACACAACCUUGACUGGGGCUGGACAUAUUUCCACGGUCCUUGGGACGAGAUUCACCUUCGCCAGAAGGGUCAGCGCCAAGCUCUGUUGCGCAAUGAUACCCUGGCUUUUGAUGCCUACAUCCGGGUCUUUGAUGACCCAACGCUAUCUCUGUGGUGGCAUCCAAGUGACUCGGAGCCAGUUUGGGAUAGUCUUGCUGUGACAGGUUACCGCCCAAUUGGUGAUUCUGUCAUCAACCACAGCGCUGAAGUGGCGGGAUUAGCUGCAUGGGUCAACCUUGCUCCUUUCAGGAAGAUCAUUCAGAGCGUAGAUGUUCAGGAACAUCGCCGCAACUGCAAUGUUAAACCCCGUCCUUUGUGCGAAGCUUUGCAGGAAUUUUUGUGGCGGUUGCGUCAUCAGAACCCAGAGAACCAGUGCGUCGAUACUGACAAAGUCACGUCAACCCUGCGCAACCUGCAUGAGUAUUCGAGCGAUGUGGUUGAAUUCUGGGAGAGAAUGCGACGAACUUUAGAAAUUGAGCUUGAAGGCACCGGUGCUGUCGAGGAGCUUGCUCAACUUUUCGAUAGUCCGCCUGUUGCAGUGAGUGAUCCACAGGGAUCAAAUGUCACUCACACCUUGCCUACUCAGCUCAUCACCAGUGUUCGUAUCCCAGUCGACAAGGAGAAGACUAUUCAAGGUGCUCUUGGCCGGUACUUUAAAGAGCAGUCUGGCAAAUGGUCGUUGCCUCCUGUUCUUCACGUUGAACUUAACCGCCAACGCUUCGAUCAAUCCGCCCGCCAAUGGAAGCUCCUUUACAACCGAGUAGAUCUCGAUGAGGUUUUGGAUUUGGCACCAUAUGUUGCCAGUGGACAGUCUAGUGAAUAUGACCUUUACGGGUUUGUUAUACACCGUGGUCGUCGCACAUCUGGCAAGUUCUUCAGCAUUCUGCGACCUGGUGGUCCUGGCUCUAAGUGGGUCGCCUUUGACGAUGGCAGCCAUAACAGAGUUGAGUGCUUGACACGAAAGGCUGCUCUGGAAUCCCACGUUGGACUCGACGAUAGCAAGCUCAAGGAUGCCAAUGACAAGACUGGUCAUGACUUUGCAGUUGCGGCCCUUUACGUCCGCCACGAUGUCGCUCCAGAAUACCUCCCUGGAAAGUUGGAAGCUUGGGAUGUUGCUGAGCCACUUCGUACCUUUUUCGAGACAGAGUCUUACCAAACUGCGGCAGAUUCGGAGUCUGAGUCCAAAGCUGAGCAAACCGUUCAAGUUGAGGUCUAUGGCCUUCCUGUCAUCGAGGAGUCAUUUCCAAGUAUCUUUGACACCUAUGACUUGAUGUCCCAGGCCAAACGUACAAACAAUGCCAUGUAUUUGACUCUACCAAAAAGCACAUCUCUUGCCGAGCUUCGGAAGAAGAUUGCUUUUGCCAAAUCAGGUGAUGCCGAGCAGAUUGCCAGUCAUCGUGUGAAACUCUGGAAAGUGGGACAUACGAAGAAGCAGCUCGGUGCCGGUCUCUUGUUUGAUCGACAAGAUGAUUUGACUGAAACCUUGGCCAAAGAAGAUACGAUUGUGCGAUUCUGGACUCAUGUCUUAUCUGAAGAAGCAGCCAAAUCAUAUGCUAUUCCAGAGCCAACGGUCGUCAAGACAGUGGAAGAGAAGCCCGAGGAAACUGUGGAAGUGCGUGAUGUUCAGGACUCGGAUGAGGAGCGGCCUUCAGCCGAAGGAUCUGGAAGUGGGGCGGCAGCUAUCGCAGAACCAGAACAGACAGACGCUGCUCCUGCUCCUGAACCCGUUGAAAGCCAACAGUCUGAAGCUGCUCCUGUUCCAGCCGAGAAUGCCACAGCUGAUGUGACUGCACCCGAGGAAGCACCUGCCGCUGACAACACCAUCACAGCUACAACCGAUUCAGAGGCCAUGGAUGUCGAUGCUACAACAGCGCCAAACGCCGAGGAGCUAAGCACUGAAUCAGCACCUGCAGAAACCGCGCAGCCCACUCAGGAUGCGGUGCAGGAUACGGUAAUGGAAGAUUCGCCUUCUGACAGUCAAGAUACUAGUGCCGAGUCGACUCCCCACAGCACCGAUGCUCCUGCUGAGGUGCCAGAAGCUGUGCCAAGUGUUCCUCAUGUGUACUACUUUAUCCAGAUCUUCGACACUGAGAAGCAGGCAUUGAAACCAGCUGGUGCUUUUAUUUCGUCAUUGAGUGACAAUGUCAUGUCAGAGAUCCGCAAGAACAUGGGCUGGGAGGACAACAAGGAUUUCCUCAUGUGGUCUCGAAUUGACAACACAUCGGUCGUGGCUGUUUCACCUAGUGAUACAUUCUCCAUGUCCGUUGGCGAUGGACAUUGUUUUGUUGUGGGUGAUCGACUCAACAAAGAACAACGUGCCAAACUCGGGGCUGCUGGAUUAUUCACCAACCCUGACCGGCUUGUUCAGUACAUCUGGGCCUCAUCUCGCAGACACCCGACUCGGGCCUUCACCGGCACCAAAACUGUUGACGCUACAUUCAAUGGUGACUACUACAGCGGUGAAUUCAGCAAAGGGUACUAUCACGGCAAGGGUACUCAUAUUUCAGACACUGGCACUGUGUACGUUGGAGAGUUUAUCUUUGGCCAACGCCACGGCCAGGGUAAGAUGGAGUAUCCAUCUGGGGACACUUACGAGGGUGACUGGGUAGAAGACCAGCGCCAUGGCCAGGGUACAUUUAUCGAGAGCAAGACGGGCAACAAGUACGUUGGUGGCUACAAAGACGGCAAACGCCAUGGCAAGGGUAUCAGCUACUGGGAAGUGGCCGAUGAGGAGAUGGAUCUUUGCCAGAUUUGCUAUGGUGAAGAGCAAGAUGCUCUCUUCUAUGACUGUGGCCACGUUUGUGCGUGCGUAACUUGUGCUCGUGAAGUUGAGAUUUGCCCUAUUUGCCGCAAGAAUGUGCUCAAGGUGGUCAAGAUCUACAAGAUGUAG